UUUGGAAAGUUUUGUUUGUUUACUCUUACAUGUAAUUAUUCUGUUUUUGAAGUUGUUUUCUUGUUUAACACACCAAUAUAUACAAAACUUUUAGAUAACAGUGAAAAUUGACUUUUAAAAACGAUGAAGUUGGAAGAACCGGGAUUGUUUCGUGAGUGGGAGAGUAGGGAGGUCUGCGGGGCGGAUGUGGUGGGUGCCGAGGAACGGCGGCAGCGGCUUUGCGUGCUCACGGGCAAGGGAGGCGAUGAGGGCACCCUGCAGCUCAGCGAAGGUGGUGCACAACUUAAAUCUUGGCCGCUGAACUCCGUACGCUUGAUUGCUGAUUUGCCCGAUGGCACAUUAAGCAUAGAGGUGGGUACAGAGACAAUGACAUGGCGGUGCACCGACGAGAAUGCACGUCGCUCGCUGGCCCGGGCGUUAAACAAUGCCCCACUAGGUGAGGCAGCUCUGGCUGCGCUGCUGGACGAUGAGGAGGCAGAGGAGGCGGAUGCGGAGCAGUGGGUGCGGCGGUUGGGUGAGCGCUUGGCGCGCCUGGACGCACUUAACGUGGCCGGCAUGCUAGCCGCCGCCACUGAAGGGGGUGGUGCAAGACUUGCUGAGCGACUUGAGGCGGGUGGGGAGGCGGGUACACAGCUGGGCACGCGAUUAUCAAAGUAUGAGGCGGCGGCGCGUGCGGCGCGCGGGCCGGCGGCGCGCACGGACGCAGCACGCGCCGACGCCGCCUCGCGCGCGCUGCUCGCACAUCUGCAGCAGAUUUACCUCUGGCUGGACGCACCGCCGCUCAAAGACCUCGAUUCACUCUCUGAGAUAUCUCUAGCAACGCCUGAGGGUCGAGCUCGGGCUCUAGAAUCGGCGGAGGCGCUCCGCACUGCACUCCGGGGCGGGCCGGAGGGCGUCAGUGGUGCAAGCGAGGCGGCGAUGCGCCGGUUGGGCGCGGUGCGGGACCGGCUGCGGCGGUUAGGCAGAGCGCGCGAUCAGUUGGCGGCCGCGCUGGCUCGCCAUCUCAACAACGCCCUCAUUCACCUCGGCAACGCGGCGCAGGAGCCCGCGUCCGCAGCACACCGGGCGCACCACGCCGACCUGCUGCCCUACGCACCCUUCAUGCGAUGGCUCAAGGACAUGGACGAAAAGGCAUACGAUGGACUUGUUAAGGUGUACGUGGGCACGUGGGCGCGCGUGCACGAGCGCGCCGUGCGUGUUGCGUGCGACAACGCGCGCAAUGCACUCGCCGCAGCACCCCCGGAGCGUGCUGACAUACUCGACGAGGUUCUGAACUUGGUGGAGGAGCUGUGCAACGCGGAACAAGACUUCUGUACUCAGUUCUUUUAUCUCGACGUUGACGUCAAGGUACGACGUUGUCGCUGUUUAAAUAUAGUUAUGACCUAGACAAAUUAAAUGUCAUUCGACACUAAUAAUUGUCAGAGCGAGAGCAGCGACGGUGAGCGCAGCGAGAAGAGCGAGGGCGGGGAGCGCGGGGAGGCGGGGCGGCGCGGCGCGGGGGCGGGGACGGGGGAGACUCGCCGCUUCAUGGGCGAGCUGUUCCCCACACUGGAGACGGAGCUCGUCGGCCUCGUGGGCCAUCUCGAGCGCAGCGAGCCAUACGGGGCGAUGCGUGCGCUGGCGUGUGCGGGGCGGCGCGUGCUGGGCGAGGGCGGGGCGGGCGGUGGUGGGGGCGGGGGCGGGGGCGAGGAGGGGCGGUGGUGGCGGGCGGCGCUGGCGGCGGUGGCGGUGGCGGCGAAGCGGGGCGCGGACCGCGCAGUGGCGGAGCGGCUGGCGGCGCUGGGUGACGCGGUGAAGCAGGCGGCGCGGCGACCUCGCUGCGGCGUGCUGUCAUUCGUGCACGAGCUGGAGGCCAUGGCGGCCGUGUGCGAGGCGAUCUUCGCGCGCGGCGGCCGUCGUGCUGACCUCGAGCGCUGGUACCUGACGCUGGGCGGUGCCAUGGUGCGGACCAUACAACGCGCCGACCACCCCAGGACACCGCGCGCCGUCGUGCAUAUGGAGAACUAUCACCGCCUGCAUGCUGUGAUAUCGUCUCUGCGCGCGCCGGCGCUGGACUCGCUGCGGCGGGAGUGCAAGUCGCGCUACGCGGACGCGCUGCGGACAUAUGUUACUCAGUACUUCGGCCGGCCGCUCGAUAAGCUCGCUCAGUUCUUUGAGGGCGUGGCGGAGGCGGUGGCGUCUGGUGUGCGCGAGGACGAGGUGUGCUACCGCGCUGCCUUCAGCAAGCACGAGCUGCGUCGCCUGCUGGCGAUGUACCCCGCCCACGAAGUGCGCAAGUCGCUACACCGGCUGUACCGCACGGUGGAGAAGCACGUGAGCGAGGAGGGCGGGCUGCUGCAGGUCGUGUGGCGCGCCAUGCAGGAGGAGUUCAUAGCACAGCAUGUCGCACUGCAGGCGCGCAUCGCGGCAUGCUACCCUGGAGCUGGGCUGACGCUGCCGCUCAGCACGCAGGACAUCCUGGACGCUUUCUCAGAUAUCGCGAGAGAACAUUAACACAUUUGAUGCCGACUCAAUUAACACAUAAAAGUGUCAUUUAACAUGUUACAUGUGAAGAUUGUGUAAUGUUACUAAUAUUAUAAAUGCGAAAGUUUAGACUUUUGAUGG
Papilio machaon (common yellow swallowtail) is the source of this 2604-nucleotide messenger RNA. RefSeq names its product exocyst complex component 1 (gene Sec3). Gene Ontology annotation, biological process: exocytosis; Golgi to plasma membrane transport. The transcript is spliced from 11 exons. NCBI's taxonomy places the organism in Eukaryota, Metazoa, Arthropoda, Insecta, Lepidoptera, Papilionidae. The record is from RefSeq and is a predicted model, not a curated record. Gene Ontology annotation, molecular function: phosphatidylinositol-4,5-bisphosphate binding. Gene Ontology annotation, cellular component: exocyst; plasma membrane.